AUACAGGAAACCCCUUUGCAGUCAGACAUACAUUUAUGUAACAUUUGUUAUUGAUACAGUGAUAAAUAAUAAAAGUAAUGUGUUAUUGUUGGACUAUUCCGACGUUGAAUAGUUCUGGGAUCCAUUAUUUUGCCUCCUCCGCCAUGAUGAACUAGAGCUAGCCUCAGCUAACGAGCUAACAGCUAACAGCUAGCUUAGCCUCAGGCUGCGGACCGCUGCGGUGACGGGAGGUGCUCUCGGCUGAGAUGGACGGAUGCUCUGCCCCGCAGCGUUCAACACACCCGUCGUAGUUUAAACACAGCAUGCGAGGACAACAUUCACACGUGGAGCUGCUGCCCGCUGUGGCGGAGGGCUGCUGGUAGCCGACCCCGGAGCAGCGCGUCCUCGACACGGUGAAGACAGCCCCGCUAGCCGAGGCUGUGCACGGGGCUACACGGACAGCUCCUCUCUGCGGUGCACCACUGCACCACUGAGCCUCCAGGGAUGUUCUCCAAGAAGCCUCAUGGGGACGUGAAGAAGUCCACACAGAAGGUGCUGGACCCAAAGAAGGACGUGUUGACCCGGCUGAAGCACCUCCGGAUAGUGAUAGAAAACGCUGAGCAGUCAGAGCUGAAACAGUUCUUCGACCUGAACUACUCCCACAUCUACUAUGUCUUCUUUGAGAACUUUGUCACCAUUGAGGUCAGCCUCAAGCAAAAAGGUCACAAGUCUCAGCGGGAGGAGCUGGACUCUAUUCUCUUCAUUUUUGAGAAAAUCCUCCAGCUCCUGCCAGAGAGAAUCCAGAGCCGAUGGCAGUUCCACAGCAUCGGGCUGAUCCUCAAAAAGCUGCUGCACACGGGGAAUUCUCUGAAGAUCCGUCGUGAAGGCGUGCGCUUGUUCCUGCUGUGGAUGCAGGCCUUGCAGAAUAAUGCGGAGCGCGAACAACUCUGCAUGUUCGCCUGUUUGAUCCCUGGCUUCCCUGCUCCACUCUGCCACGGGACCCCACGCACCCUGGACACUCUGAUCAACCCACCGCUGAGUUUAACAGAGACUCAGGUUACCCCAGAAGAGAUCACUCCAUUGGUUCCUCCCCAGUCAGGUGACAAGAACCAGGAAGACCACACUGCUUACUUUUUAGAAGCGCUGCUCAAAUACAUGGUAAACCAGGCCAAGUCUCUCGAGUGGCGUUGUAAAGAGAACCAUGAACGCGGCUUCAGCUUCCUCUUUGCUCACUUCAGGAAGUUUUACCUUCCUCACAUCUUUCCCAACUUCGCCAUGGAGACCAGCCUCUACAACCCAAUACUUGACGUGCCCCCGAUGCGUCCCAAGCCCUACUACAGCGUGGUGCGCAGGGAGCAGGACGGCGGUGAAACCGUGUACUGCACCAAGGAGAGCUUCCUUCAGGCCCGAGUCAUCUUCAUCCGCUGGCUGGUUUCAUUCUGGCUCGAGCCACGGCCCAACACGCACACACAAAUCCCAGGAACAGAGGGAGAGAACGUCCCCAAGAACAUACAGCGAGCAGCAGCCGGACUGGCAGCUCGCUCUGCAGGCAGCUCAGACGACAGCGGUGGAGGUGGGAUUCGGUCUGACAGCCACUUCGAAGGCAGCGGCUGCUCAUCUGGAUCAGGCGGAGGCAGCUUGGGGAUGUCUGGGGGUCUAGGGCCCGGUGGGGAGCCCGAGCAAAGCCACUCCAACACGUCCACGCUGACAGAGAGGGAGCCCAGCUCCUCCUCGCUCUGCUCCAUCGAUGAAGAGCAGCUCACGGACAUGGAGGUGGUGAGGAGAGUGCUGACCAACUCCAGAACCAACGUCAACUUCAUCACUGAGAUCUUCAGACAGGCAUUUCUCCUUCCCAUGUGCGAGGCUGCGGCGAUGCGUAAAGUGGUGCGUGUUUACCAGGAGUGGAUCGCCAUGGAGGACAGGCCCGUGUUCAUGAAGGAGCCAGAGGAGGGCCCCUAUCCCACAACCAGCAGCCUGGAUUCAGGCUCGCAGCUCGGGGACAACGAGGAUGAGGGAAUGAGCAAGACGGUUGACAGUGAAUUACUUGAAUACAGUGUUCAUGCCGGAGUUCAGACGACACUACAGGUAUUUAUCACCCACUCCUCCAACGUCUUCCUGUUGGAGCCAGCCAACGACAUCAAGAUCCUUUUGGAGGAGCACGUCGACAUGUGCAAGCGAGUCCUGAACAUCUACCGCAGCCUUGUAAUGCAUGAGACCAUGGACCAGAAAACAUGGGAGCAGGUCUUACUGGUUCUGCUGAGGGUGACGGAGUCGGUGAUGAAAAGACCUCCAUCCAUCAUGCCGCAGGUCAAGAAGAACAUCACGCUGUCAGGCAGGCUGGCUGGACCUAUCUUUCAGACGCUGAUAGUUGCCUGGAUUAAGGGGAAUUUAAACGUCUACAUCAGCAGAGAACUGUGGGACGACCUCCUCGCCGUCCUCUCCUCUCUCACCUGCUGGGAUGAACUGGUCACUGAGUGGUCACUCACCAUGGAGACCCUCACUAAGGUGUUGGCCAGGAACCUGUACACUGUAGAUCUGAAUGAGCUGCCUCUGGACAAACUCAGUGAACAAAAACAGAAGAAGCAUAAAGGAAAAGGUAUAGGCUCUGAGGGCCAGAGGCAGAUUGUGGAUCGCUCCUUCUCUAAAGGAUGGAGCAGAGACCAACCGGGACAAGCGGCAGCCAUGAGGCAGCGGAGCGCCACCACCGCCGGCUCCCCGGGCAUCGAAAAGGCCAGGAGUAUAGUCCGCCAGAAGACUGUAGACCUGGAGGACCCGCCCAUCACACUGACAUCCCGCACCUCUCGGAUGCGCCACUCCUCCCAGAGCGACGAGGCCCCUCCCACCUCCUGCUCUGAGGUCUUCCAGGGAGGGGCUUGCGACCUGGACAGCCCCGCCCCUUCCUCCUUCCCAAGGAGCAGCAGCGCCUCUGACAUCAUGGAGCCUUUCAUCGCCGAGCGGGUCAAAGCCAACAAAGAGGAGGUGGUCCAGAAGGCCCGUCCUGUCUCCAGUGACGUAGGAAGCACCAACCCGAACUUCUCUGACCUCAUGGAUGAGUUUAUCCAGGAGAGACUGAGGGCCAAAGGAACAGCGGGCCGUCGUGGCAGCAGCCCUGGCAGUCUGGAGAUUCCCAGGGACCUGCCGGAGCUCCUGGAGGCAGGUCAGAGUCCUGGAUCAAGGCCCUCAGAUGACCACCGUCCUAUAGAUGAUCCGGGGGUCCCCUCUGAAUGGACGUCACCUGCAAGCGCCAGCGGUUCGGACAUCAUCAGCUCGGACAGCCAGUCGGACUCCUUUAAUGCCUUUCAGUACUCCACUUGCAAGUUUGAGAACUUUACUUUCAUUUCAGAAGCUUGUGGGGGAGGUGUUGGAUCUGGGGGCGGAGGUCGAGGCAGCUCACUGGACCAGGACAGCCUGGGAGGGGGCGUGGCCUGUGACGAACAUGAAGUAGCCAGUUUGACAACACUUCAUAUCGACUCAGAGACCAGCAGCCUCAGCCACACUGUCACUGUUACCGGUUCUGAGAGUGCGUCUCCCAUGCAUUCUCUUGGGGGCUCUCGCUCCCAGACGCCCUCCCCCGCCACACUGACAGCAGAGCACGCUGAUCACACACACUCCCACUCGCACACACACCUACAGCUGGAUCAGAAGCUCCACAACUCUGUCCUGCAGACUCCAGAUGACCUGGAAACCAGUGAGUUCCCCAGCGAGGACUGCAGUGUCAUGGCAGGUGGCUCUCUAACUGGAUGGCACUCUGAUGUUGCCACGGUAAUGUGGCGUAGGAUGCUGGGCAUCCUGGGGGACGUCAAUAGCAUCAAAGACCCAGAGAUCCAUGCGCAGGUCUUCGACUAUCUGUGCGAACUGUGGCAAAACCUGGCCAAGAUAAGAGAUAAUUUGGGCAUUUCUCUGGACAACCAGUCGUCUCCCCCGCCCCCUGGUCUGAUCCCACCUCUCAGAAUCCUCACCCCCUGGCUCUUUAAGGCCACCAUGCUGACGGAGCGUUACAAGCAGGGGAAGCUUCACGCCUACAAGCUGAUCUGCAGGAUCAUGAAGAGACGGCAAGAUGUCUCCCCAAACUCCGACUUUCUCACACACUUCUACAACAUCAUGCACCAAGGACUGCUGCACCAAGACCAGGACAUUGUGAACACCAUCAUAAAACACUGCAGUCCCAGGUUCUUCAGUAUUGGUCUCCCCGGAGCCACCAUGUUGAUCCUGGACUUCAUCAUAGCAGCUUCUAGAGUCACCACCUGCUCAUCACUCAAUGCUCCAAGAGUGGAGGCCCAGAUCUUGCUGGGAUCUCUGGUGUGUUUUCCCAACUUGUAUGAAGAGCUUCCAGCCCUCCAUCCCACCACAGCCGAGGUGGUGCUCACCAAGUUCCCUGACGCCAAGGAGCAUAUUAUCAAAACCAUCCUGACCUCUGCCAGGGACGAACCCUCUGCUCCUGCCAGGUGCGUGGCUCUGUGUAGUCUGGGUAUCUGGCUGUGCGAGGAGUUGGCUCAUGGGACUCAACAUCCGCAGAUUAAAGAUGCUCUCAACGUCAUCUGUGUUACUCUGAAGUACCCCAAUAAGAAUGUAGCACUGGUGGCGUCGGACAUCCUUCACCUGCUGAUCAGUCAUGUGGAUCAUCUUCAGAAAUUCCCUCCCGACACUCCGAAGAAGAUCGUAGAGAUUUUGAUCGCCACCAUCACACACUUGCUGCCUAAUACCGAGUCUUCUCCUCAUGAACUGGAUAAGAGGCUGGUGGUGUCCCUCCUGUUGUGUCUGUUGGACUGGGUGAUGGCUCUGCCUCCAAAGACUCUUCUUCAACCCGUUCAAACACGAAGCCCUCCAGAGAAAGAUCAGCCUACCAAGACUCUGCUCAGCUGUAUUUAUAAGGUAUUACAUGGCUGUGUGUACGGAGCCCAGUCUUUCAACAGUCCCAAGUAUUACCCGCUGCAGCUGUCGGACCUGCUGAGUGCAGACUACGACCCGUUCCUGCCGUUGGAGAGCCUCCGAGAGCCAGAACCGCUGCACAGCCCGGACUCUGAGCGCUCCAGCAAACUGCAGCCUGUCACUGAAGUCCGUAGCCGUAUUCAGCAGGGCCUGGUUUCCAUAGCAGCCAGAACAGUUAUCACACACUUGGUCAACCAUCUAGGACACUAUCCGAUGUCUGGAGGUCCUGCUACGCUGUCUAGUCAGGUGUGUGAAAACCAGGACAACCCCUUCUGUGAGAGUGCAGAUCUUGGACCAGAGCUUUUCCAUUCCCCGAACCUACAGUUUCUGGUCCUGAACGGCUCCACGCUGCUCUCCGUGUAUCAGAUCCGAUCAGAGUCUGGUGUACCAGGAGGUGGAAUGACCGCUGGUUUGUCCUCUGCUCCCGCUUGCGUUCGUGUCAUCAUCCGAGAUGUAGCCGGAAAGCACUCCUGGGACUCUGCCGUUCUCUACGGUCCUCCACCGAGUUCCCCAAACAGCCCGACAAACACAUUCAUGUCGCACACACAGUCGCCUCACGCCGCGAGUCUUCACUUACGCACCCCACCAGGAGAUACACUGAAAAAGAUGGAAGGAGUGAAGAGAGGAGACAGCGAAGAUGAGGGGCAGGAGGAGAGCGAGGCAGAAGAAGGGGGGAGAGGGACGGAGGGCGAAAGGCAAGGGUUUCAGGGAGAGGGGGAGGAAGAAGAAGAAGAGGAGAGGAAAGUCACAGAGGAGGGGAUAGGAGAUCAAAGAGGAGGUGAAGGAGAAGAGGUGGAGGAGCAGGGGGAGGAGAGGAUAGAGCAUAGGAUGGAUGGGGAGGAGGAUCGAGGGGAGUCGGGCUUGGAGCAGCUUCUGGCGCCGCCAUUGGCUAAACGCGUUUGUCGGGAGGCGGUGCCGGCGUGGGAUUCACUGAGGGAGGGAGACGACUCACUGGACGAAAUGCUGCAGUACCUAGGAUACUCGAGUCCCGAGUGUCUACAGAGAGCAGGCAUGCCGCUCAACAUCCCGGCCCCUCCUCCGGCGUGCGUUUCAGAAAAGCAGGAGAACGACGUGAUCAACGCCAUCCUGAAGCAGAGCGCUGCUGAAAGAGAGUUCGUCCUUCAUAGAGGUGAGGAUCUGAACAUGAGGGCAGUGCAGCAGACUGAACCAGAGACUGAGACACCACAGUCAGCCUUCUACUACUGCAGACUACUGAUCAACAUACUGGGGCUCAACUCCUGGGAGAAGAGGAGUAACUUCCAUUUGUUGAGGAAGAAUGAGAAGUUACUGAGAGAGCUGAAGAACCUGGACUCACGGCAGUGCCGCGAGACUCAUAAGAUAGCGGUAUUUUAUGUGGCUGAGGGACAGGAGGACAAACACUCCAUACUAACCAACACAGCAGGCAGCCAGGCUUAUGAAGACUUUGUCUCCGGACUCGGCUGGGAGGUGGACCUCACUACUCACUGCGGCUUCAUGGGAGGUCUCCAGAGGAACCGCAGCACUGGCCAAACCACGCCUUACUACGCCACCUCCACCACCGAGGUCAUCUACCACGUCUCCACCCGCAUGCCCCACGACCAGGACCACAACCUCACCAAGAAGCUGAGACACCUGGGUAAUGACGAGGUCCACAUUGUUUGGUCGGAACAUUCCAGAGACUACCGGCGAGGGAUCAUCCCCACUGAGUUUGGAGACGUGCUGAUCAUCAUCUACCCCAUGAAGAACCACAUGUACUCCAUUCAUAUACUCAAAAAACCAGAGGUGCCAUUCUUCGGCCCACUGUUUGACGGGGCCAUAGUGGAUAUGGACAUUUUGCCCACCAUGGUCCGAGCCACAGCCAUCAAUGCCAGUCGAGCCCUCAAAUCCCUCAUUCCCCUCUACCAGAACUUCUAUGAGGAGCGUUCCCGCUACCUAGAAACCAUCGUGCAGCACCACCAGGAGCCGACCACGUUCGAGGACUACGCAGCUCGGGUCUACAGUCCCGCUCCCUGCACACACCUGCCCUCUGACGCAGGCUUCUCCCUAGAGAUUCUUCGGGGAGAAAGUCCGGCUCUUGGGGAGGCCGGGAGCGACUCGGCGUCCCCCAUGUCUCCUCGGACUAGCAAGAGCCGCAUGUCCAUGAAGCUGCGGCGCUCCUCUGGAUCGGCCAAUAAGACUUAAGCUCUCUCUGACCCCGAGCUGAUCAAGCAAUCGGACACUUUUGGUCCACAGUUUAUGCUGAAGAGUACGUGAAAUCAGACAUGACACACAUUGGAAAUAAACUGUUGUGGAGAAAUCCACAUCCAUGUUUAUUUCCAACAGGAAAAAUGACGGGUGUUGUUCUCAGGAACGAGCGUAACCAUCAAGGGUGUCAGAAUUUGAUGAUUCAUCACACAGUUGUACUACAAAAAAAAUGAUGUAAAAGUAUUCUGUGGAGUAUAUUACACUGUAACUUUAUUUAUCGAUUGCUCACCGCUGCUGAAUAUAUCCUUGGCUUUGCUCUUAAAAAGAAACCGUUUCAACCAGUGCUGAUCUUUGCCCCCAGUAGAACCAGCUGAAGGGAGUGCAGCCCAAGCAGAGCAGCACUAGUCCAUCAUAAUCCGUGCCAUGUUAGAAACCGCAACAAAAAAAAAAAAAAAGCUCAAGUGUGCCACAUUAGACGCUGUUCGCUUUUAGAGAAGCACGUUCAACGAGAUCAAACCGCGCCGCUAUGUGGAAUCUGUAUAUUUGUACUAUAUCCAGUCCGUGUGUGUACAGACAGAACUAUGAGUUUUGAUAUAAAAAAAAAAUGAAUUUCUGAACGAUUGCACCUACAGUGUUGCAUGGAGUAAAGCAAGAUAAAAGUAUAUUUUUGUUCUCAGUACAGCAUUAGGGCCUAUAAAGAUUAAGAGCUGGGGUCUGGUGCUAUUCAGGCCCCAUCAAAUGUAAAUAGAAAGCUCAUUGGUUUGCUAGCUAUGAAACAAAACACUUUGAUGGUGAAUGCCGCAUCACUCUCAAGCCCAAAAUCUUCUCCGUGUUUGAAUCCAGAAGAAAAAUCCCCCUUUGUCGAACUUGUGGGACUGAAAGCCGACCCUUUGAGUGAAGAGAUGUGAAAAUCAGUGUUGAAGGAACAACGGAUGGAUUAUUUGUCUUUUUUAACGGAGGGAUGGGUGAUGUCUGAACGAUCAAAGAGGAAGCACUUGUUAAACAAAGUUAAGUCUUGACUUUUUUGUGCUCAUGCUGUAAAAUGUGGACAAGCACUGAUCAUUUCAUUUAUGUUCUUUGUGUUUUUGCUCUUUUUUUUUUAAUUUUCCAAUAUAUAUUCUGUAUAUCUAUAUAUGUACGAGUAUGAAUAUAUAUAUAUAUAGUAGAUAUAUGAAUAUCUCUAAGAGUGUGUACAGUGUGAAGAGGCCUGUUGUGUAUAUACUGUUAUGUGAGAAUAGCUGCCAAAGUCAAACUGGUUUAUCCUCAGACCACAUUGUCUGCUCAAAAACACUACACGAUUUAAUGCUCAAAUGUUUUUGUUUUUUCUUUCAAUACCCAGUUUAUUCUUCAUUCUCUGGGAAUUUAAAGGUAAUGUAAUAUGAUCUCAAGUACUGUUAUUUACUGUUGAUAUGCGUAACCUGGGUAUCACAGUGUUUUAGGCCAUCAUAUUUCUUGUUUUUCAUAGUUUUACAUAUUGAUAAAUGAGUCCAGAGGAAGAAAACCAAGAUCAAAGGCCAAAGAGGGGGAGAAAGAAAAGUGAUGUAAUCUCACCAUCUCUUAGAAAUAAACGGUUUUGUGCUUGUUCCUUUUUUUUUUUUUUUUUUUUUUUUUUUUUUAAAUCCCGCUGUUAUAUUUAGACUCAUCCCCAGUUCCAGUUCUGGAUGGAGGGGAGCCGCAUGUAAUCACAAUCCAGAAAAUGUAACACUACGUUCACGUAUUAAUGUUUCUCAUUGGCUUUCAUGUUAUGUUCUUCAGGUUUCUCUUCAUAAACGGUCUCAGCUGUGGUUCUCCAGGGUUUAUCACCAUUGAACGUUCAUCCAUGUUAUUUGACAUUACGGCUCGUUCUCCACUUGUCUCCUUCAGUUCCCUUCUCCCUAGCCUGAUAUAAAGGAAACCUGCAUAUACUGUAUGAAACACUGGCAUUUGGAAAUCUAGAUCUGAGCUAAAGGUUUUGCAUUAUGCUUCACUGAUUAAUGUAUGUGUAUUCACAACUGUAUUGACUGUAUUUCCUGUUACUGUUUUUGUUUAUUUCAGCCAUAGAUUCUCUGUAGAGAGUAAAGGGAUUGUCAAACUUGUUUUUUUAACCUCUCUGUGUGGUUGAAACUGUUACAGAUUUGCCAGCGUAGAAAUGAGGUCAAAUUCAUGUUGUAUUAUUUUGUGUGUGAAUAUUUGAAGUCAGCCGAGAUUUGAGUUGUCCCUUUAAAUUAUUGCUGUUAACAGUUGUUAUUGUCGCCGAGGUUGAAUAAGCACCAUUGAUUGGUUGCAACACGUGGUCUACUAGCCCCACUGCACUCUGGGAAGGAUCUGUACGGCUGCUGUACGUAGGCUGCAGCUCACCCGCGCCUUAUUUGGAGGUUUUCAACCUGUAAACUUUAUGACAACAUAAACCUAUCCAGGCUUUAUCCCAAACUCUGUCCCAGUACCUUUUGAUUAAAACAUCAGUGACUCUACUUGAUUAUAUGAGUCAUGACGCUGCUUUCAUACAAACAUGGAAAAGAUGGGAAAUUUAAGAUUUGUUUUCAGAUUGUAACUCAGAUGUUUCACUUCAAAAAAAAAAAAAAAAAAAAAAACCUGAUUAGCAAAACCAAAAUGUAUAAAAACCUAGAUUACCCAAAGCCUUUCAGCAUUAUAACGAGCUCAUAUCACCCUGCCGGAGGACUGUCUGUGCUGAACGUUGUCCAGGUAGACGUAUUAGUCAGCCUUAUUGACCCGAAAUCGGACAUCUUGGUUGUCGUCGUCCCCCCCUCUCAUAUAUAUAAAAUAUGUGGCUUUGACUGACACGGGGCUGUAGUCAGUUUGGAGACUGAUGUAUGGAACUACUGACUGUACAUACUGCAUGACACCGGCUCAGUACUAACGCAUGUGUUGAUCAUGUAACAGCUGUAUCACAGCACGCUCGCUCACACACACCUCUGACUAUGUCGCUGUCACACCUGGAGUAUGUAGACGUGUGUUGUCUCUUUUUGGACACGGGAGAGAGUGCAGAUGUGCCAUGUUGGAGUUUGACAAUAAACGAUUCAUACAACC
Messenger RNA from Anoplopoma fimbria (sablefish), 10098 nucleotides. It is a transcript of the gene ralgapa1, whose product is annotated as Ral GTPase activating protein catalytic subunit alpha 1. The transcript is spliced from 45 exons. Gene Ontology annotation, cellular component: cytoplasm; nucleus. Gene Ontology annotation, molecular function: GTPase activator activity. The record is from RefSeq and is a predicted model, not a curated record. Bases 484 to 7068 code for a protein of 2194 amino acids. NCBI's taxonomy places the organism in Eukaryota, Metazoa, Chordata, Actinopteri, Perciformes, Anoplopomatidae. Gene Ontology annotation, biological process: regulation of small GTPase mediated signal transduction; positive regulation of GTPase activity.